Molecule: messenger RNA, 790 nt
Organism: Danio aesculapii
Lineage: Eukaryota; Metazoa; Chordata; Actinopteri; Cypriniformes; Danionidae
Gene: nmu
Product: neuromedin U
Exons: 10
Coding region: 13-537 (174 amino acids)
Biological process (GO): regulation of smooth muscle contraction
Molecular function (GO): neuromedin U receptor binding
Source: RefSeq, a predicted model, not a curated record
CCGACAGAGAGCAUGAGGAACAGCAGUCAGUGUGAACGCGCAUCCGCUCACAGCGCGAUGAGCCCGGGAAACACCUCCGCCCUGAUGCUCGCGGUACUACUCCUCUCCUUCAUACCCUUCACAACAAGUGCUCCAAUGCUCUUGAAUCCGUCUUCACUAGAGCAUGAGCAGCUACUAACCCAGAUAACUGAUUUGUGCUCGUUCUACCUCUCUUCAGACCCGUCCUUUAGAACAUCUGACGUCCUGGAGGACCUGUGUUUCCUAAUGUUGGGAUCACUGCAAAAAUCGAAGGAGAUCACAGCUCGAGAGACCAGUAAAAGGUUUUUAUUUCAUUACACUAAACCAAACGGGGCAGGAUUGCCUGAUGGGACGUCUACUGUGUUGCACCCUCUUCUGGAGCUCAUUCCCCAGCUUGCCAGAAGAAGAAGCAGGAGAAUGAAAUUAAAUGAGAACCUUCAAGGACCGGGACGCAUCCAGAGCAGAGGAUACUUCCUUUAUCGGCCAAGAAAUGGAAGAAGAUCUGAUGAGUAUGUGUAAAACAAUAAAGAACUGAAAAUCAGUGCCACCAAACCCUGUGAUCCAGAGCCAGCCCACCUGAAACGCCACACCACUCGCUCCCUAUAAAUUGUGAUGUUGAAUGUACAGACCCAAUCCAAAUAAAGUCUUUAAACUGUCCAAAUGUUCUAUUUGUGCAACUGUGCUGUGUCUUUUGAAUUAAAAGCAUUAUAAAAUGUUUCCUCAUUGUGCCAGUGUGAUUUCCACCAAACUGUAUGUGAUUUACUGUAAAUGC